Molecule: messenger RNA, 1992 nt
Organism: Osmerus eperlanus (European smelt)
Lineage: Eukaryota; Metazoa; Chordata; Actinopteri; Osmeriformes; Osmeridae
Gene: cnot8
Product: CCR4-NOT transcription complex, subunit 8
Exons: 7
Coding region: 235-1092 (285 amino acids)
Cellular component (GO): P-body; CCR4-NOT complex; CCR4-NOT core complex
Molecular function (GO): nucleic acid binding; poly(A)-specific ribonuclease activity
Source: RefSeq, a predicted model, not a curated record
GGGUACCACUCAGGCGCCAAGCCUUGUCCGCAACCACGCAUGGGGAUUGCUGGACUCCGCGCCUGCGCAUAUGUAUUUCUAUGACUUCCGAUACACAAGGAACACCAAGGUCUAACAGCGGCCCCGACAGAAUAAUCUACACCGCGACGUGUCAGAGUAGUUUUCUUCGCCUGGCUGCCCCGCUUAGUGCUGCAGAAUUGUUGGGGUUUUCAGUCCUCUCCUCAGCCUGCGAGAAUGCCUGCUGCACUUGCAGAUACGAGUCAGAUUAUCUGCGAGGUCUGGGCGAGUAACGUAGAGGAGGAGAUGAGGAAGAUCCGACAGAUCGUUCAGACCUUCAGCUACAUCGCCAUGGACACGGAGUUCCCUGGCGUGGUGGUCCGGCCCAUCGGGGAGUUCCGCAGCACAGUGGACUACCAGUACCAGCUGCUGCGCUGCAACGUGGACCUGCUCAAGAUCAUCCAGCUGGGCCUGUCCUUCAUGAACGAGGACGGAGACUACCCUCCAGGGACCACCACGUGGCAGUUCAACUUCAAAUUCAACCUCACAGAAGACAUGUACUCCCAGGACUCCAUAGACCUGCUGCAGAACUCGGGCCUCCAGUUCAAGAAGCACGAGGAGGAGGGCAUCGACACGCUGUACUUCGCGGAGCUGCUCAUGACGUCGGGGCUGGUGCUGUGCGAGAACGUCAAGUGGCUCUCCUUUCACAGUGGAUAUGACUUUGGCUACCUGGUGAAGCUUCUGACCGACACAAGGCUCCCAGAGGAGGAGCACGAGUUCUUCCAGAUCCUCAACCUCUUCUUCCCGGCCAUCUACGACGUCAAGUACCUGAUGAAGAGCUGCAAGAACCUCAAGGGGGGUCUCCAGGAGGUGGCUGACCAGCUGGAGCUGAAGAGGAUUGGGAGACAGCACCAGGCUGGGUCUGACUCUCUGCUCACUGGGAUGGCCUUUUUCAGGAUGAAGGAGCUUUUCUUUGAAGACAACAUCGACGACGCAAAGUAUUGUGGGCGAUUGUACGGCCUGGGCUCGGGAUCCACCCAAAACCAGAACGGCAUAUCGAGCUCCGCCCAGGAGGAGACCAACAACAAGCACUGACCGACAGACAACCUCCUCCUCCAGUCAGCCAGCCAGCCAGCCAGUCAGGACGCUAGCUAGUGAGGCCUGUGGAUUCCGCUCCUGUUUUAACCCACCCAGCAGGCGUUUCUCACCCCUGCGCCCUCACUCCCCCGGGGGGGAAACUUCGAUGACGAAUUUCUAUAUUCCAAUCCACCAGCUCUGCAGACGGACACUGGUUUCAGCCCCAUCCACAACACACUGACUCUCCAGCUGAACCCAGUUCAUUCUGUCCUGGUUCAGAACCCCCCUCCCUCCCCUCCCCACUCGGACAUUACCCCCCCCCCCCCCAUCACCCAUUGAGAAAGAACCACCUUCAGGAAAAAAACCUUUUAUCUUUGUUUUAAAAGCAUCGCAGUUAUAAUACCCUUCUUUUUUUUUUAAAGCAUGGGACCAGCUCUUGUGUAUUGUACUGCGACAAUGAGAAGCGUAGCGUUUGGAACUGCCCUGUGGCCAUUCUCAUCUGAAUUCCUGCUUAACAACAACCACAACUUCAGUUAGUAGUCCUAAAACUGUACCCCCCCCCACCACCACCACCACCACCACCAUCCCCCCCCCCCCCCCUGUGAGAUACAUGCUUGUACUUGAGAUUGUACAAUUUUAAAUGAUGCUGGGAAGGUAUGUAAAUUAAAAUGUAAAAUUUCCAUGAAGACAACAUGUUUUUAGUGUUAUUCCUCAGAGGAAGGAGUUUUAGCUGGGCGAGGUGUGAAUGUGGAACAGGGGCGACUGCAGUUCUGUUACAGGAUUUUCUUUCUCUUGAUUUUACUUUUUUUUGUUCUUCUGCCGAGUUGGAACAGAUGUUCGUGGUUGAUAUUGUUUUUACAUCAUACAUUGUUUGAAACAGUUGUAUAUUAAAACAUUUUCUAUUUUCAAUGUGAAAGU